Messenger RNA from Pungitius pungitius (ninespine stickleback), 5194 nucleotides. Its product is annotated as diacylglycerol kinase delta. Gene Ontology annotation, biological process: lipid phosphorylation; intracellular signal transduction; diacylglycerol metabolic process. Lineage: Eukaryota; Metazoa; Chordata; Actinopteri; Perciformes; Gasterosteidae. The transcript is spliced from 29 exons. The record is from RefSeq and is a predicted model, not a curated record. Gene Ontology annotation, molecular function: ATP-dependent diacylglycerol kinase activity. Bases 132 to 3368 code for a protein of 1078 amino acids.
GUUUGGAGAAGGAGGAGGUGGAAGAACGGGUGGAGUAUGAUCUGAACAGCACCACCAGCUCCACCAGCAGCGCCAGCAGCACCAGCAGCAGCAAACGAUAAAGAGAAACCCGCUCUCCAGACGCCCCCGCGAUGCUGUGCCGGCACAGCGGGUGCUGCGUGGCGCCCUGGUGGUUCUGCUACGACGGAGGAGGGCGGGGGGGCCUGCUCAGCCACGAGGACCCGCCGGCCGGUCACCUCAAGAAGUCCCCGGAGAAUCACCCGUUGGUGGAGAAAAGUGUGAAGGAGGGAAUCCUGUUAAAGCAGACAAGCUCGUUCCAGAGAUGGAAGAGGAGGUACUUCAAACUUAGAGGGAGGACUCUCUACUACGCCAAGGACUGCAAGUCUCUGAUUUUUGACGAGGUGGACCUAUCGGACGCGAGUGUGGCCGAGACCAGCACCAAGAACAUCAACAACAGCUUCACGGUGAUCACUCCAUUUCGCAAACUGAUGCUGUGCGCCGAGAGCAGGAAGGAAAUGGAGGACUGGAUUGGCGCCCUCAGAUCCGUCCAGAAGUGGGAAACCUAUGAGGCCAGCCAGUUCAACAUGGAGCACUUCUCCGGGAUGCACAACUGGUACGCCUGCUCGCACGCCAGACCGACCUUCUGCAACGUGUGCCGGGAGGCCCUGCCAGGCGUCACCUCCCACGGCCUCUCCUGCGAAGUCUGCAAGUUCAAGGCCCACAAGCGCUGCGCCGUCCGCUCCACCAACAACUGCAAGUGGACCACGCUGGCCUCCAUAGGCAACGACAUCAUCGAGGACGAGGAGGGGGUGUUCAUGCCCCACCAGUGGCUGGAGGGCAACCUGCCCGUCAGCGCCAAGUGCGUGGUGUGCGACAAGAACUGCGGCAGCGUGCGGCGGCUGCAGGACUGGCGCUGCCUCUGGUGCAAAGCCAUCGUCCACAACAGCUGUAAAGAACAAAUGGGGAAGGUGUGUCCAUUGGGUCAAUAUCGGGUGUCAAUCAUCCCUCCCACUGCACUUAACAGCAUCGACUCGGAUGGCUUCUGGAAGGCCACCUCGGCGUCCUGCUCCAGUCCCCUGCUGGUCCUGGUCAACUCCAAAAGCGGAGACAACCAGGGAGUGAAGUUCCUCCGCAAGUUCAAGCAGCUCCUGAACCCGGCCCAGGUGUUCGACCUGAUGAACGGGGGCCCGGAGCUCGGCCUGCGCCUGUUCCAGAAGUUUGUGACGUUUCGCAUCCUGGUGUGCGGGGGAGACGGCAGCGUGGGCUGGGUGCUCUCAGAGCUGGAUAAGCUCAACCUCCAUAAGCAGUGCCAGCUCGGGGUUCUGCCUCUGGGGACCGGCAACGACCUGGCCCGGGUCCUGGGCUGGGGGGGCCUCUGCGACGACGACGCGCAGCUGCUGCAGAUCCUGGAGAAGAUGGAGAGGGCCACCACCAAGAUGCUGGACCGGUGGAGCGUGAUGACGUACGAGGUGCCCACCCCCACCAAGCGCUCGCCGCCGGCCAGAGAAGACGACGGCCUGGACUCUCAGCUGCAGGUCCACAUCACUCAGUAUGCAGACUCCGUGGCCUCCCACCUCGCUAAGAUCCUGGACUCGGACAAACACAGCGACGUCAUUUCUUCAGCCAAGUUCCUGUGUGGGACGGUGAAUGAUUUCGUGGCGGAGGUGGGGAAGGCGUACGAGAGAGCCACGGAGAACAAGGAGGAGGCGGACGCCAUGGCGAAGAAGUGUUCUCUGCUGAAUGAGAAGCUCAAUUCGCUGGUCAAGGCCUUGAGUGAAGAAGCAGAGGCUCAGGUGGUGCCGGCGGGUUCGGCCCCCGGCCAGGAGGGCGGCGGCGGCGGCUCGAGCCCCGUGGAGGGCGGCGGCGGCGGCGAGUCGGGCUCGGAGGGUAAAGCGUACCGGUCCAAGGAGCAGCUGAUGCUCCGGGCCAACAGCCUGAAGAAAGCCCUGAGGCAGAUCAUCGAGCAGGCAGAGAAAGGUACGAUGGUGGACGAGCAGAACCGGCACACCCAGGUCCAGAGGGCGUGGUCCUCGUGCUCCAUCAAGAGGGAGAACAGCGAGGAGCUGAAGGACGUCGAGCCGCGUCAAGGAGGCUUAAGCCCCACCUCCCCAAUCGUCCUGGAGAAACCCGAGAGCUUCCACACGGUGACCUUCAGCGAGGACUGCGUACAAUGCUCCGAGAAGUGCGUGAUGAACAACUACUUCGGCAUCGGCCUGGACGCAAAGAUCUCCCUCGAGUUCAACAACAAGCGAGACGAGCACCCCAAGAAGUGCAGCAGCCGCACCAAGAACAUGAUGUGGUACGGAGUGCUGGGGACCAAAGAGCUGGUCCAGAAGACGUACAAGAACCUGGAGCAGAGGGUUCAGCUGGAGUGUGACGGGGUUCCCAUGUCUCUGCCCAGCCUGCAGGGCUUGGCCGUGCUCAACAUCCCGAGCUACGCGGGCGGCAUCAACUUCUGGGGAGGCACCAAGGAGGACAACAACUUCGGCGCUCCGUCGUUCGACGACAAGAAGCUGGAGGUGGUGGCGGUGUUCGGCAGCAUGCAGAUGGCCAUGUCGAGGGUCAUCAACCUGCAGCACCACCGCAUCGCGCAGUGCCGCCAGGUGAAGAUCACCAUCCUGGGGGAGGAGGGGGUCCCCGUGCAGGUGGACGGGGAGGCCUGGAUCCAGCCGCCCGGCAUCGUCAAGAUCGUCCACAAGAACCGAGCCCAGAUGCUCACCAGAGACCGGGCGUUCGAGAGCACGCUGAAGUCCUGGGAGGACAAGAGGAAGGUGGACAGCUACCGGGACAGCCGUCCCCGCCUGGACUCGCAGCAGUCCAUGGAGUACCUGACGGAGGAGGAGUGCGCUCAGGUGCAGCAGCUGGGCGCCGAGGCCGACACGCUCAUCAGCAAGAUCCGCGAGGCCGCCAAGACCCACAAGCUGGUGGAGCAGGAGCUGGCCCACGCCGUCAACGCCACCGCGCUGGUGCUCACCGAGGCCAAGCUGUCCACCCCCGAGUGUCUCAGUCGCAGCGCCGCCGUGGAGCUCGUCAACAGCAGCAAAGUCCUGCAGGCCGAGACCCGGAUGCUGCUGGACGGGAAGCUGCUGUCGGACUCCCCGGAGGAGCAGGAGCUUCGGACCUCCCUGAACGGCCUCAGCGCCGAGCUCCACAAGCUGGACGACAUCCACUGGAUCUGCCCGCUGAUGCAGUGCUCCGAGGAGGAGGAGGACUCGGCGCGGCUCGGCGGUAAGAGCAGCAGCGUGAAGCUGAAGGUCGCACCCAAGGUGAAGAAGGAGAAGCUCCACAAGCAGAAGUCCAACAGCUCGCUCUCAGGCAACUGGGAGAUCAAAGGGGGGGCCGGUGAGGCAGAUUCUUCGGGUAAUUGAAGUCCCGGAUGAGGCGCUGAAACCCCCCCCACCACCACUCCCCCUUCCCCCCUUACCCCCCCCCCCCCCCCCCUCACCCGAGUACCUCUCCAUCCGUGAGAGGGAGGACAGGAAAUCGACCCUCCACUUCGUGGGGACGAUCCGCUUUCCUGCUGUUUUUUUGGAGAAGACUUCCUGUUUGGUUUUCGUUUACGUGGAAGAGGAAGUGGAAGAGGAAGUGGAAGCGGUCAGCAGACACACAAAGCAGGAGGAACCGAAGGGUUCCUCUGUUUCUUCUAGCGCGGCGCUCUCCUUGCAUGCCGAGCGCCCGCCUUUCUUCUUUUGGCCUCCGUCACGAGUCGUGUUUUCUUAACUUAAAUCGUCUUUCUUCUUCUGGACCGACGGCCUUUGGACUCUUUGAUUAUUCUCGCCGUAUUUUUUUGCUGUUGCUGCUGCCACGAACAAACUGGAGCAUCUCCAGCUGGGAGGAGAUUGUUAGAUGUUGCGUGUGGACUUGCCGGUGGAUCCCUCCCGGGCUUCUGCUGCCGUGGUUCUGAAGUGGUUCUGAAGCGGUUCCUCGUGGGUCGGGGGUUCGUCGUGCUGUUUACACGAGGAGGAGGCGGCUCGCUGCCAAACUCCUGAUUGUAUUUGUAACAUAAGAGUACGAGUGCGUGACCUUUGAUUUUCGCCUUGUCCGUGGUUCAAAGCUUUUAAUAUGAUAUAUUUUUGAAGUACAUCUUAUUUUCCCAAAGGUAACGUGUGAAGCUUUGAACAAACUCCUUUUGCUUGAUAGUCGGGUUUUACUGCAGCAGCACUUCGUUAUUUAACCGGUACAAACAAUAUAUAAAAAUAAUAUAUAUAUCGCUUACAUGACUGCCAAGACUUCCAGAGAGAAGUUCUAACAGAUUUCAUCCCCACAGGAGGAAAUCCGCUCCUUCAUCUGCAGAUACGUUUCAGGUUUACGCUUCUUGAAGCUCAUUUUCAGAGAGAAGGUUUCGUCUGAGGAGCAUCAGCUGAAAAGGAACAAAACGUCAUCAAGACGGGUGUGAUUUCACUUUAGGGAUGACGUGUGUGUGUCCAACAUUUCGAAGUUUACUGUAUCUUGCCUUGCACUUUACGAAGAAGCAAACUUAAUUGGGGGGGGGGGGGGGGCAUUGUGUGCAUGGGUGCGUACGUGUGUUUAAGAUUUUGAGUGUUUACAAGUGUUUUUUUUCAUUAAGAAGUCUUUUAUUCAUGAUCAAAGUGUGUAGAUAAAAUGUAAUAUCUAAUAACAAAAUGUAAAAGAAUGGAACUUAUUUAGACGUGACAUCACAGCCCCCCCCCCCCCCUCCAGAUCUCCUGUUUAAUGCAAAUGCUGUUUCGCGUCGUUCCAUGUUUUAUUACAACAUAUUUUAAGGUUAUUUGGCUGCUGAGAAUCGUUCACAUGAACAAAAGACUUUGACAAAAUCCUGUUUAAUUUACUGUUUGCUUUAAUCAGCAUCUUCUUGCUCAAUGUUUGAGGGACACAACGGUUGAAGCCAUAAUUGUUCUCUUAACCAACGAUUGUUCUUCUUUAGAAACAUGAGUCUUUUUUUUACUGAAGCUCUUCUGGGGACUUUAGCUGAGAAUCUCAAAGGAACCAACAGAUUUACAGCUGUUCCACAGAGCUGACCUGCCUGCACAUCCAUCCAUCCCUCAUCCAUCCAUCCCUCAUCCAGCCAUCCAUCCAUCCAUUCCUCAUCCAGCCAUCGGGAGCCUAGGUGUUGCACGAGCGUGUGCGUCGCGAGGUGUUUUAUUGUGUUAUUGUGUGCAGUGUGUAACAAAACUGGAGCAAAUCCUCUGGAGAUUAAAUGAAUUAUUGAAGUGUG